AUGAGUGCACUUAUCGAAACUACUAACACAGAAAACAUCAUUGCCGAGACUGCCGCAAAGAAGUUAAAACUCGAAGAAGUGAGUCAAUAUUGUCUCACUUUUCUAUGGAUUAAGAUAUUCAAAAAUUUCAGGUCCCUUCUUCCCGUCUCACAGUUCGUUUCACCAAAUUGAAUGAAAAUGCUCAAAUGCCAACUUACGGAUCAUUGGCUGCUGCUGGAGCUGAUCUUUACAGUGCUGAAGACUGCGUAGUUCCAGCAAAAGGAAAGUAUUGUGUUUCGACAGGAUUACAAUUGGAACUUCCAUUCGGAUAUUAUGGCCGUGUUGCUCCACGAUCUGGUCUUGCUGCCAAACAUUUCAUCGAUGUUGGAGCCGGUGUUGUUGAUAGCGAUUAUCGCGGAGAAUUGAAAGUUCUUUUGUUCAACUUCAACGAAACUGAUUUCGAGGUUUGGCUUCAGUCAGUGUUUAGAAAAUAUGUAUGUUCCAUUUUCAGGUCAAAAAAGGCGAUCGCAUUGCUCAAUUGGUUUGUGAACAAAUCGCCCAUUGUACAUACGAACAAGUCGAAUCACUUGAUGACACCGAAAGAGGAGCUGGAGGUUUCGGAUCAACCGGAAAGUAA
Molecule: messenger RNA, 616 nt
Organism: Caenorhabditis angaria
Lineage: Eukaryota; Metazoa; Nematoda; Chromadorea; Rhabditida; Rhabditidae
Source: the annotation of a GenBank genome assembly